Messenger RNA from Halteromyces radiatus, 1628 nucleotides. RefSeq names its product tubulin beta-1 chain. Gene Ontology annotation, molecular function: GTP binding; GTPase activity; structural constituent of cytoskeleton. Gene Ontology annotation, cellular component: microtubule; cytoplasm. The transcript is spliced from 7 exons. Gene Ontology annotation, biological process: microtubule cytoskeleton organization; mitotic cell cycle. Lineage: Eukaryota; Fungi; Mucoromycota; Mucoromycetes; Mucorales; Cunninghamellaceae. Bases 82 to 1434 code for a protein of 450 amino acids. The record is from RefSeq and is a predicted model, not a curated record.
CUUGUUUCCCUUUUACCCACUUUCUUCAUCUUUACCCUUUUUUUUUUUUUAAUAUAUAUACACACACUUUUUAUUACAAUCAUGAGAGAAAUCAUUCACGUUCAAGCUGGUCAAUGUGGUAAUCAAAUUGGUCAAAAAUUCUGGGAAACUAUUUCACAAGAACAUGGUUUAGACUCCACUGGUGCUUAUAGUGGUGAUAACGAUCUUCAAUUGGAACGUAUCAAUGUUUAUUACAAUGAAGGUUCUGCUGGUAAAUAUGUUCCUAGAGCUGUCCUUGUUGAUCUUGAACCUGCUACCAUGGAUGCUGUUCGUUCCAGUCCUUAUGGUCAACUUUUCCGUCCUGAUAACUUUGUCUAUGGUCAAUCUGGUGCUGGUAACUCUUGGGCUCGUGGUUACUACACCGAAGGUGCUGAAUUGGUUGAUUCUAUUUUGGAUAUUGUACGAAAGGAAGCUGAACACACUGAUUGUUUGCAAGGUUUCCAAUUGGCUCACUCUCUUGGUGGUGGUACCGGUUCUGGUCUUGGUUCAUUGUUGUUAUCUAAGAUUCGUGAAGAAUAUCCUGAUCGUAUGUUGUGUACCUAUUCUGUUGUUCCUUCUCCCAAGGUGUCUGAUACUGUGGUUGAACCUUACAAUGCUGUUUUGUCUGUUCAUCAAUUGGUUGAAAACUGUGACGCUACCUUCUGUAUUGAUAACGAAGCUCUUUAUGAUAUCUGUUUCCGUACUCUCAAAUUAUCCAACCCUGGUUAUGGUGAAUUGAAUCAAUUGGUCUCUGCUGUCAUGUCUGGUGUUUCCACUUCUUUACGUUUCCCUGGUCAAUUGAACUCUGAUUUACGUAAACUUUUCGUUAACAUGGUUCCCUUCCCUCGUCUUCAUUUCUUCAUGGUUGGUUUUGCUCCUUUGACUGCUUUCAACUCUCAACAAUACCGUAACCUCAGUGUACCUGAGUUGACUGCUCAAAUGUUUGAUGCCAAGAACAUGAUGGCUGCUUCUGAUCCUCGUCAUGGUCGUUAUCUCACUGCUGCUACCAUCUUCCGUGGUCGUCUCUCUACCAAGGAAGUUGAAAACCAAAUGUUGGCUGUGCAACAAAAGAAUUCUUCUUACUUUGUUGAAUGGAUUCCUAAUGGUGUCAAGACCUCCUUGUGUGACAUUCCUCCUGUUGGUUUGAAGAUGAGUGGUACUUUCAUCGGUAACAGCACUGCUAUUCAAGAACUUUUCAAGCGUGUCAACGAUCAAUUCACUGCUAUGUUUAGACGAAAGGCUUUCUUGCAUUGGUUCACUGGUGAAGGUAUGGAUGAAAUGGAAUUCACUGAAAGUGAAAGUAACAUGCACGAUCUUGUCUCCGAAUAUCAACAAUACCAGGAUGCUACUGCCGAUGAUGAUUAUCUCGAAGAUGAAGAUUAUCUUGAAGAAGAAGAAGUGUUGGAAGAAGAAUAAAACAGCAACAACAGCAACAAAACAAUUUUAUACUAGUGUCUCUCUCUUUUUUUUUUCUUUCUUUUUCUCAAAUUUUUUAAUAAAAACUAUUAUAAUUACUAUGCUAUUCUUUUUAUCUUUUUCUCUGUAUCUUAUAUUCUUGUUUGUUGUCAUAAAGUUGAAUAAGUACUCAUAUGGAUUUAGGCUUAUCAAUG